Molecule: messenger RNA, 1353 nt
Organism: Emiliania huxleyi CCMP1516
Lineage: Eukaryota; Haptophyta; Isochrysidales; Noelaerhabdaceae
Exons: 6
Coding region: 187-1224 (345 amino acids)
Source: RefSeq, a predicted model, not a curated record
CCAGUCCGCGCCAGUCUGCGCCCUUGUCGUGCCAAAAGGCAGUACGGGGCCCAGCGUUGCCGGCAAGGCCGCUCAGGGCACGCGAGUGGCCUCGAGCGUCGAGCGCACCUCGUGCCGCGCCCGCUGCUGCUCCGCUCGGCCGAGGUUGGGCGUGAAGCUUGGCGGUCCCCGACCAAGUUUGUGUAUAUGUCGCCCUCGACCACCACGCCGCUGGUUGGCGCCGGCGAGUACUACUCUGAGUACUACGGUCACAACCCAAACUUCCUGCGGCGCGUGCACGCGUCGCUGCGCGGAGGCAGGAGCGGCAGCCGCCGCUCCUGCAUCUUCCUCGCAGGCGACUCUUCGCUCGACAACAAGUUUUGGUUCGACUCGUGGGCGGCGGCGACCAACGGGUACGAGGCUGUCCUCGCGCCGGGCAGGAUGAAGACCGACGUGUGCUACUGGCUCAACGACGAGCUGGUUCGGCGGGGGCAUGGCGGCCGCCUCUUCUGCCUCAACACCGCGGUCGAGGCCACCUCGCUCAACACGCGCGCGUGCGGCCGGCUCACGCCGCAGGACCGGCUGAUCGCGAGUGCCAUCGGCCCGGACGACGUCCUGGUCGUGUCGGUUGGCGGCAACGACAUCGCGCUUGAGCCGCUGCUCUUCACAGCGCUCAACCUCUCGCUGGUCGCCUGCUGCACGCCGCAGGUCUGCAUAGAGCAGUGCGCCUGCGCCUGCCCACCCAACCUGCGGGUCGACCCUGGCUGCGCCUGCUGCGGCCUGCCAGGUUGCCUCGUCUCGCCUUGCGGCUGCCCGCCCGGCCUCGGCUACCUUGUCGACCUCUUUGGCAACCGCGUCCAAAACUACAUCGAGCGACUGCUCGCCGGCCGGCGGCCCGCAAGGGUGGUCGUCUGCAUGAUCUACUUUUUGGACGUGCACGGGCGCGGCUCCUGGGCGGACUGCUUCCUCAAGAUGGUCUGCUACGACAGCUCGCCCGCGCGGCUGCAGGCGGCCAUCCGCGCCCUCUUCAGCCUCGCCACGCGGCGCGUCGCCAUCCCGGGCGUGGAGGUUGUGCCAUUCCCGCUCUUCGAGGCGCUCGACGGCAGCGACCCGAGAGACUACGUGCAGCGGGUCGAGCCGUCGCCGGAGGGAGGGCGCAAGAUGGCCGCCGCGCUCCUUGACGCCAUCCUCGACGAGGGUGGCGGCGGCUGCUACCGGCGCACACCCGCCGAGAUGCAGCGAUAGCAGGGAGCUUAAACACCCUUACUCUAUAUGUACGUGUCCAGUACCAGGGAUGCGGAAUCGACCGUCUCUCUAGGCUCAGCGUGUGCCAGCACUCUCCACAACUCUCAACUGGUCGGAAACAAGUUGGUG